Molecule: messenger RNA, 3099 nt
Organism: Schistosoma margrebowiei
Lineage: Eukaryota; Metazoa; Platyhelminthes; Trematoda; Strigeidida; Schistosomatidae
Source: the annotation of a GenBank genome assembly
GACUUGAAUUUUCUUCGAUCAAUGUGCUUUUUGUAUUAUGUUGAUACACUCACUUAUUUGGGUGUGAUAACGUCGAAUCAAGGAAUUCAGUCAGCUCGUAUCGUGUUCACAUUGUUCACCAUAGGGAUGGUUGGUAGUGGGAUUAUGCACGUGAACUUCUUUUAUUUUGUGCUGUCUACAUUCCUGUUAUCAAUGAUAGAUUGAACAUUUGGGAGAUUUUUGGUUGAAUGAAAAUCAUCGUGGUACAUGGAGUUACUUCGAGUCUUGUUAUUUUCUUUUAGUAACAUUAUCUACUGUUGGUUACGGUGAUUAUGUAACCCAUUCAACAUUGGGGAGAUUAUUUAUUUGUAUAUUUAUACCAGUUGCUAUGGGUGUUUCUGCAAGUUUUGUACCAGAGUUAUUUCGUAAUUUCAAUAAUAACUAUACUAAUUCUUCGGAUCGAUAUGAACCGAUUUCAGGUGAACGACAUGUUAUCGUUUGUGGAAAUUUCGAUAACGAAAGUAUACGAGCUUUUAUCAAAGGUUUUCUUUAUGGAUGUCAAGCCAAAGGACGUAUGAGAAUAAACAUGGUACUUUUGAGACCGAUACCAUUGGAUUAUGCACUGAAAGCAAUUCUUAGUCCAUAUCAUGCAUGGGUUCGAUAUUUUGUUGGUACACCAAAUAAUCCACACGAUUUAGCCAGAACUAAAUUAAAAGAAGCACGAGCAGCAUUCAUAUUAGCCACACCAAAUACAAAAUUCCGUGAUGAUGAAGACAGCGCAAAUAUAAUGCAAGCAAUUGCAAUAAAGGCUAGAAAAAAGAAUUUACGCGUUAUUUUGCAAUUGCAUUAUUUUAGAAAUAAGUGUUUAAUGAAUAAUUUUCCACGUUGGACAUAUUUAGCCAACGAUAUGGUAGUUUGUAUGGAAGAACUAAAAUUAGGUUUAAUGGCGUACAAUUGUCUAGCACCGGGUUUCUCAACGUUGAUUGUAAAUCUUUUAAAUGCACAUGGAAGUAAACCAAGAAUAUUUGAAUACGAACGUUGGAGGAUAGAAUAUGAGUAUGGAUUUCGAAUGCAACUACAUGAUGUUGGCAUUAGUCAUGAAUUUUCAAACCUAUUUAUUAGAGAUUUAGCUAUUUUUGUUUAUGAAAAGUGGAAUCUUAUUCUACUAGCCAUACGUAUCAAUGGGCUAGAAAAAUCUUCAAUGCUUAUAAAUCCAAUUGAAGUAAACUGUCCAGUGAAUAAUAAUUCAAUGCGCGCUAUAGUUAUAUCUAGUGAUUAUAGUUCUGCUUUAAACUUGCAGUAUUAUUGCAUAACAUGCGAAGGACAUCUAAUUGGUCAACCAUGCAGAUGUAGUCGUCCUGUGUUAGAAAAAAGAAGAAAAAUAACAAUUGCUAGAGACUUAGCACUAUAUGAGCAAAUUGGGAAAGCCAGAGAAAAUGCUGUUAAAGCUGAAACAUGGUCAUAUGAUACUAGAUCUACACACUUUUUUCGUCAUUCAUUUACUACAACAUCACCAAAUUUAUUACAUGAUACAAGAAAUUUACUAUUUGAUCAACCUCGUGGGCGAAGUGAAACAAGAAAAAUGGAUUCAAAUUCAAGAAAUUUAGCACUUCCAAAUAAUAUUCCAGCAAGGUGUAUGAAUUAUUCUCCAAUACGAACUCCAUCACAUUCAUCACAAGUAGAUCGUACUGGAUCAUUUCAUUGGGUACCAGAUAUCCCACUUACAAGGGCCACGUUGAGCCCAAAUCAAGCAGCAAGUCUGAAUUUUAACAGACAUUUCCUUGUAUGUGUUGCUGGAAAAUCAACAAACGGUCCUCUUAAUCUGGAGAAUUUCAUCAUGCCACUACGAUUCCAUUGGCAGCGUGUUCGAGAUAUCGUAAUCCUAGGAGAUAGUCAUUUAAUUGGGCCGUUGGAAUGGGUUAAAUUAAAAAAUCUUCCAAGAAUAUUUAUUGUCGAUGGUGAUCCAUGCAGUUUUAAUGAUCUACACUCAGUACAUUUAUGUCAAUGUAAUGCUUGUGUAGUGCUUGGUUACAGCGCGGAAGAGCCUCAUUCACAAUGUGUUGAUCCAAGUCUUCAAGACAGAGUGACAUUAUUGUGUGCAAUGAAUAUUCGAUCAUUAUUGCAAAAAGAACAACAUUUGGUUCAUUUAACAACAGAAUUACAUUAUGAAAAAAAUGCCUACUUAUUCAGUUCAGGUGACAUACAUGAAAAUGAUUACAAAUUACCAGUAUGGUUUAGUGAACCAUUUGCUCGGGGGAUUAUUUUUAGCAACACUUUACUAUAUAGCUGUUUGAGUUCUUUCUUUUACAAUGAUAAUAUAUUUCGUUUCCUUCGAGUUUUAAUUUCUGGACAGUCAACUGAUGAACUUGAAGCAUCAUUUUCUGUUGGAGCAGGUCUACAACAACAAGCAACACCACAGUCAGCUCGAAUGGCUGGAGUAAAAGUUUCUUUGAGGGGAUUUCGUCAUGCACCUUUCAAAUUUUUAACUCGAAUAUCACUUCGAAAGCCACUUACCUUUAAAGAUGUCUACAUUCGCUGUAUAACAUGUUGGCAGAUUCUAUGUCUUGGGUUAUAUAGAUGGCAAGAAAAUGGUUUUCGAUAUGUUAUUGCUAAUCCAAUGCCAGAUACUCAAAUUUAUGAAAAUGAUAUGUUUUAUUGUUUCAUGCCAAUUGAUCAGGAUGAUUCAAAUAAAAAUUGGAAAUUUUCCGAAGUUAUACAACCACGAAAUGAAAUUCACUUACAGAUACAACACCAAAUAUAAGAAGAGAAAACCCAUCAAGUUAAAAAAAGCAUUUUCGCAGAUUUAGAAAUUAAAAAUGUUAAUCAGUGAUCAAUCUCAAUUGCAUACUCAUUAUUUAUAGAUGUAUAUUAGAAUCAUCCAAUUAACAACCAUACAUGAACCACCUAUACAUUACUUUCAAAACUUUUCUUAGACACCAGUAAACAGAUUACAGUAGUGUGUAUUCUAAUCAAGAAUAUGAUCAAUAAUUAAUGUAGAAAUAUGCUUCACACCACAUGUACAGCGAACAUUUAUUUUUUAACAUCAAUAUAUUUUACAUUAAUAACAUAACUUUCCAUUUUUACAGUAAAAUAAAAUUUCCUUGAUUUUCUUCUUCAUUA